AUUCAGUAUUUGAAAAUACAAGCAAGCGAAGAGAAGAGAAGAAGCGAACUGGUGGAAACACCAAACAAGUGAAACAAGCGAAUUAUCAUCGAAGUAUUUAAGAAGUAAUUUUCAAGAAGAGUUCAAGAAGACUUUUGAGAAGAAUCCAGAUAAAUAUCAGAAGAGAAGAAAUCAAAAUGCCAGCUAUCGGAAUUGAUCUCGGAACCACGUACUCCUGCGUGGGCGUGUGGCAACACGGCAACGUGGAGAUCAUCGCCAACGACCAAGGAAACCGCACCACACCCUCAUACGUGGCGUUCACCGACUCGGAGCGACUGAUCGGAGAUGCGGCCAAGAACCAGGUGGCGCUCAACCCCAACAACACGGUGUUCGACGCCAAGAGACUCAUCGGACGCAAGUUCGACGACCCCAAGAUACAAGCAGACAUGAAGCACUGGCCCUUCAGGGUGGUCAGCGACUGCGGCAAGCCCAAGAUCCAGGUGGAGUUCAAGGGAGAGAGCAAGACCUUCGCUCCGGAAGAGAUCAGCAGCAUGGUCCUGACGAAGAUGAAGGAGACCGCCGAAGCGUACCUCGGCACGGCGGUGCGGGACGCCGUGGUGACCGUGCCGGCCUACUUCAACGACUCCCAGCGCCAGGCCACCAAGGACGCCGGGGCCAUCGCCGGCCUGAACGUGCUGCGCAUCAUCAACGAGCCCACCGCGGCCGCGCUCGCCUACGGGCUCGACAAGAACCUGAAGGGAGAGCGCAACGUGCUCAUCUUCGACCUCGGCGGCGGCACCUUCGACGUGUCCAUCCUCACCAUCGACGAGGGCUCGCUGUUCGAGGUGAAGGCGACCGCCGGCGACACGCACCUCGGCGGCGAGGACUUCGACAACCGCCUCGUGAACCACCUCGCCGAGGAGUUCAAGCGCAAGUACAAGAAGGACAUCCGCGCCAACAGCCGAGCCCUGCGCCGCCUGCGCACCGCGGCCGAGCGCGCCAAGCGGACGCUCUCGUCCAGCUCUGAGGCCACCAUCGAGAUCGACGCACUGUACGAGGGCGUCGACUUCUACACGCGCGUCUCCCGCGCCCGCUUCGAGGAGCUCAACUCGGACCUGUUCCGAGGCACUCUGGAGCCCGUCGAGAAGGCGCUCUGGGACGCCAAGCUGGACAAGAGCUCCAUCCACGACGUGGUGCUGGUCGGCGGCUCCACGCGCAUCCCCAAGAUCCAGAGCAUGCUGCAGAGCUUCUUCAACGGCAAGCAGCUCAACCUGUCCAUCAACCCGGACGAGGCGGUGGCGUACGGCGCCGCGGUGCAGGCCGCGAUCCUCAGCGGAGAGCAGCACUCCAAGAUCCAGGACGUGCUGCUGGUGGACGUGGCCCCGCUGUCGCUCGGCAUCGAGACCGCCGGCGGCGUCAUGACCAAGAUCAUCGAGCGCAACGCCAAGAUCCCGUGCAAGCAGUCGCAGACGUUCACCACGUACGCGGACAACCAGCCCGCCGUCACCAUCCAAGUGUACGAGGGAGAGCGCGCAAUGACCAAGGACAACAACCUGCUCGGCCGCUUCGACCUGACCGGCAUCCCGCCGGCGCCGCGCGGGGUGCCCAAGGUGGACGUGACCUUCGACCUGGACGCCAACGGAAUCCUGAACGUGUCCGCCAAGGAGAACAGCAGCGGCCGCACCAAGAACAUCGUGAUCAAGAACGACAAGGGGCGGCUCUCGCAGGCGGAGAUCGAGCGCAUGCUCGCGGAGGCGGAGCGCUACAGGGACGAGGACGAGCGGCAGCGCGAGCGCGUGGCGGCGCGCAACCAGCUCGAGACCUACAUCUUCGGCGUGAAGCAGGCGCUGGACGACGCCGGGGACAGGCUGAGCGAGCAGGACAAGCAGGCGGCGCGCGGCCGCUGCGACGACGCGCUGCGCUGGCUCGACAACAACACGCUGGCCGAGCGCGACGAGUACGAACACCGGCUGAAGGAGCUGCAGCAGGCGUGCGCGCCGCUCAUGAGCAAGCUGCACGGCGCGGGGGCGGGGGCGGGGGCGGGCGCGCCCGGCGGCGCCCCCCACGCCGGGCCCACCGUCGAGGAGGUUGACUAGACGCUGAGCGGACAUGACAAAAACAGACUUCGAAAAUGUUCUAUGAACAUUGCCUAGUUCCUAUGAAUGAUGUAAAUAUUAGUUAACUAAGUUAAUUUAUUUUAGUUAUUAAAAGUGAUAAAAGCAUUCCAUUUAAUGUAAGUAGGAACAAAUUAUAGAAUCUCAUAGAGCCAGUAAUAAAAAAAGAUUUUAAUUUA
Messenger RNA from Plutella xylostella (diamondback moth), 2272 nucleotides. RefSeq names its product heat shock protein 68. The record is from RefSeq and is a predicted model, not a curated record. Gene Ontology annotation, molecular function: ATP binding; ATP-dependent protein folding chaperone. Lineage: Eukaryota; Metazoa; Arthropoda; Insecta; Lepidoptera; Plutellidae.